UCUGUUGAAGCGGAAGAUUCACAGAGAGAGAAAUGGCCAGAACCAAGCAGACCGCCCGUAAAUCCACCGGAGGAAAAGCUCCCAGGAAGCAGCUGGCCACCAAGGCCGCCCGUAAGAGCGCCCCGGCCACCGGCGGAGUGAAGAAGCCCCACCGUUACAGGCCCGGUACCGUGGCUCUGAGAGAGAUCCGCCGCUACCAGAAGUCCACCGAGCUGCUGAUCCGCAAGCUGCCCUUCCAGCGCCUGGUGAGGGAGAUCGCUCAGGACUUCAAGACCGACCUGCGCUUCCAGAGCUCCGCUGUCAUGGCUCUGCAGGAGGCCAGCGAGGCUUACCUGGUCGGCCUGUUCGAGGACACCAACCUGUGCGCCAUCCACGCCAAGAGGGUCACCAUCAUGCCCAAAGACAUCCAGCUGGCCCGCCGCAUCCGCGGAGAGAGAGCUUAAACUCCCCCCAGACCUGCUGAUACUCACAACGGCUCUUUUAAGAGCCACCAACUCUCUGACAGAGCAACACGUCCUAUUAUCACAUUACUUUAUGUAAUUAAUCUUCUCCCACAUUUUAUUAUAGUGAAUUCUUAAAGUGUAUCAAUAGAACCAUGAUGGUUAUGUGAACACUUAACAGUAUGAUGUUCUGCACACAUACAGCAGACUAAAUAACUUAAUAUUUAUAUAUAAUCUUGAGAAGGAAGUGUAACCCAGCCA
Thunnus maccoyii (southern bluefin tuna) is the source of this 701-nucleotide messenger RNA. RefSeq names its product histone H3. Lineage: Eukaryota; Metazoa; Chordata; Actinopteri; Scombriformes; Scombridae. The coding region runs from base 33 to 443 and encodes 136 amino acids. The record is from RefSeq and is a predicted model, not a curated record. Gene Ontology annotation, molecular function: DNA binding; protein heterodimerization activity; structural constituent of chromatin. Gene Ontology annotation, cellular component: nucleosome. The transcript has a single exon.